This is a messenger RNA of Trichoplusia ni (cabbage looper), 5427 nucleotides long. RefSeq names its product condensin complex subunit 1 (gene Cap-D2). Bases 167 to 4372 code for a protein of 1401 amino acids. Gene Ontology annotation, biological process: meiotic chromosome condensation; mitotic cell cycle; mitotic chromosome condensation. The transcript is spliced from 23 exons. Lineage: Eukaryota; Metazoa; Arthropoda; Insecta; Lepidoptera; Noctuidae. The record is from RefSeq and is a predicted model, not a curated record. Gene Ontology annotation, cellular component: nucleus; condensed chromosome, centromeric region. Gene Ontology annotation, molecular function: histone binding.
UCUUUGGUAUUUUGAGAUCAUUCUUGACAGUAUUUGUCAAAUAAACAAUUUCAAAACUGAAAACGUUACGCGCCUUGGUGAAGUUUUACUUGGGUGUUGUUGUGAUUCGAUAUUUUUAAUAAGCAAUGUUAAUUUGCAAAUAGUGGUAAUCUUAAAGAGUGAUAAAAUGAGCCACUUUGAUUUUGCUAUACCGUUGCAGAAAGAUGAGCUACUAGAAUCUCACGCGGGACAAUAUCAUGUUGAAGAUGUUGUUCAAGCGCGCGUACUAUUAUCCAAAUUACAAGACGCGGCACGAGCUUUUAAUUCCAGCGGAGUGGAAUACAUACUGGAACACUUUGAUACUUACUUUUCCAUCAUCGUACACGGUAAUAAACUAGAAUGGAACGUCAUAAACAAAGGAUUCGAUCAUAUCGUAAGGGCGGCAAAAAGUCUAUGCAACCACCUGGAACAAGUCUUACAAGAAAAAGAAAUAGAUUCUGAAGUACGAGUAAAGAACUUGAACAUUUUGAAAAUGAUGAUGUAUUUGUUUACUCAAAUUAUAAAAACCAAAGAUACCAAAUUGGCUGCAGAUAAUUCCACUAAGCUGACAUUGGGUAAGAAGGGCAAGAAGGCAGUAGAUGAUGAGGAGUUUUGUGGAUGGACAGAAGCAGACAAGCAGGCCUCUCUCAUCACCCUGCACUUGGUACUGCAGCAGCCACUGUCCAGGCUGUGGGACCCUCCCUUAGCUGAGGACAACUUUGUUUCGAUGGUAGCUGACCCCUGUUACAAGGCUCUGGAGGAACAAAUAAUCAAGACUAAAUCUAUAAGAGAGACUGUGUUUCAAGUGCUUGGUGUUCUCAUUAAGAAAUACAACCAUGGGACCUCAUGUCUCAUCAAACUUGUGCAGAUUUUGCAAAUGAUGGAACAUUCGGUGUCACCCAUAUGUGCUGGAGUUGUACAGUUGACUAAAGACUUUGGAUUGGGAACUUUUGGACCUCAAAUGGUCCGAGAAAUAGCUGAGGCUUUAGCUUCAUCAGAUGAAGAUAAUGCUGGCACUGAGCAGGGUGCUGCAAGGAACUGUGGAGCAUUUCUGUUAGAGCUCACCAAAGAACUGCCUAAGGAGAUGACCAAUGCUAUAGCUACCAUACAGCCUUACCUGGAAAGUGAUGAGUCGUACACGCUCCGCAUCAGCGUGCUGGGCAUGAUGUGCGAGGUCCUGAUCGUGGAGCUGAGCGGCGAGGGCCUGACGGACGAGCAGCGCGCGCAGCGGGACGACUUCCUCGACGACCUGUACGAACACAUGCACGACUUGUCUGCCUAUGUUAGGCAUAAGGUGCUACAGUUCUGGUGCCGCCUCCAGCGCGAGAACUGUGUCCCGGUGACCCGCCAGCGCACGGUGCUGGAGCGAGCCAUCGGCCGCCUGAAGGACAAAGCCGCGCUCGUCCGUAAGGCGGCUAUACAACUGUUAAAGAUAUUUUUGGAAUGCAACCCAUUUUCCGCGCAACUGAAACUGGAAAUACUCGAAGACCAAUUGAAAACUGAACUAGAAAUAUUAGAGAAUCUUCAAAAGAAACUAAAUCCUGGCCCAGAUCCUGAGCUAGUGAAGAAAUGGGAGAAAAUAGAGGAUGAAGUAACUAAUGCAAUCAAAAGUGGUAUGGAUAUCAUGACGCAGGAUGAGCCGGAACUAUCCCAAGCGUCGUUAGAAAACCUUUAUGAGUCGAUACGCAAACAUUUACGGGAGAAGAACUAUUAUAAAGCGUACUUACUCGUUAAACACACUGAGAGGCAAUACCCAGAAGCAAAGCUAUUGAGAUGUGACAUGGAGAAAAGUGAUCAGAUUAAUUACUUCGUGGCGCUACUUCGUAAUAUGUACGUCAUACCUGAUAGAAGACAGUCAAUAUCUUUAACUCAGCAAUGUGAGACAGAGCUAGCGCUAUACAAACGCCUCGAAGAGAAAGAGAGCAUAGUAGCCUUCCUGCAAGAAUCCGUUCACUUUAGUCGCAUGGUGUCCGAGGCAGUGCCGCUGAUAAACUCGUUACUGAUGUCGAAACAGGCCGGUGACGUCAGCGAAGCAAUCGACUUCUUUACGGCGGCGCACCACUUUAAUAUCGAGUCUGCUAAAGUGGGCGUAGCUAAUAUGCUGCUUCUAGUUUGGUCGCCGGAUCAGGAUAAGCGGGAAGCUGUAGAGCGUGCAUACCGCGAAAUGUACCUGGACUGCGACAAUAAGGCAGAACGGGCGCGAUCCUUUGCCAUCGCCAAAAAUCUGGUGGCGUUGAUGACGCACAUCGACCGCGGCAGCGCGCUGGCGCUCGAGCAUCUCGUCAGUAAGUGGGUCGAGAAAGGAGAUAUCAGUACUGCUAUUAUACAGGUUUUCUGGGAAAUGUUCUUGAAGAAAAUUGAUGGAACAACCGAUAUGGAUAGUUACGCCGCUUUAUCACUUCUUGUAAUGGUUGCUAAGGCAAAGCCUUCCGUAGCAGUAGCCAAUCUCGAUGUCAUACUCAGUCACGGGUUAACAGCUGAUUACAAUUCGAGGAAUUUAAGUGUUCAGCUUCUGAUACCUAUGACUAAGAAAACACAAAGAUAUCCCGCUGAGCAUACAAUAUUCACGUCUUUAUUCGACAGCCUUAUAGAAACUUUUUCAAAGUUCGACAAAUUCAUGUCUUUCGCUGCUAAUUCUAUAGACCUGAUUUACGCUAUAUGCGAUACUCCAGAAAUUAUUUGUGGAAAAAUUCUGGCGGAGAUGUAUAGACGAGUGGAAGAGAAGAUGAUGAAAGACAGUGACAAUCAGGAUGAGAUCAGCCUGCCUAUGGAACUGUUGACUCGCUUCGUCUUCGUGCUGGGUCAAGUGGCUCUACAGCAGCUCAUAUACCUCGACAUAUUUGUGUACAGUGAACUCAGAAGACGAAAUCAGGUACGCGAAGAACGUAAAGUAGAAGAAAAACGGAAAAAGAAAGCGGGUGCGUUUGCGACGCCCGGGAGGCGCGGACGCGUCGAUGACUUGCGGCGCCAGACGCUCAUGAACCUCAGCAACGCCAGCGCCUCCUCGCGGCAACAACGUUCCGCUAGCGUCACCUCCAAUAAAGGACCCUCGGUGAACACGACGAUGACGGAGGAAGAGACAGGUCUGGAGGGCGCGGUGGCGGACGACGCGGACGCGGAGUACGUGCGCGGCGUGUGCGAGCGCGACAUCGUGGGCGCGGGCGCGGCGCUGGCGCGCUACCUGCCGCUGCUGCGCUACCUGCUCGCCAACCCCGCGCGCGCCUCGCACGCUCUGCAGGCCGCGGCCGCGCUUACCUUCACCAGGUAUAUGUUGGUAUCGAACGCGGUAUGCGAAGAAGGACUACAGCUGAUGGUUACAGUACUGAAAAAAUCUAAAAAUGUAUCACUCAGAACCAACUUAACCAUUGCUUUUGCAGACCUUACUUUGAGGUUCCCGAAUCUCACACAACCGUGGACUCAUCACAUUUAUCACAUACUAAGUGACGAAGAGUUAGAAAUUCGUCAAUGCGCAGUUAAAAUGCUAUCGUUCUUGGUACUCCACGAGAUGGUGCGAGUCAAAGGUCAAAUAGCCGACAUGGCGUUGUGCUGCGCUGACAAGGACGCGCGGGUUGCGUCCAUGACGCGCUUGUUCUUCAAACAGCUAUCGCAGAAAGGCAACGCCCUGUAUAACGUGAUGCCCGAUAUCAUAUCGAGGCUCAGCGACCCCGAGCUUAAUGUACCUGAAGAUCAGUACAGAGUCAUUAUGAAGUACAUAACAUCGCUCAUACAAAAAGACCGUCAGAUGGAAGCCCUUGUAGAGAAGUUAUGCCAAAGAUUCAAACUUUCUACAGAAGAACGUCAAUGGCGGGACAUAGCGUACUGUUUGUCCCUAUUCACGUACAACGAGCGGUCACUGCGGAAACUGAUUGAGAACCUUGAUUGUUAUAAAGAUAAAUUGCAUUGUUCUGGAGUUAUGGAUUCAUUUAACACCCUGAUGAAUAACACGUCGAAAAUGGCUAAGAACGAAAUUAAGGCUCUAGUGACUGAGUUAGGUGAUAAGAUAGAAGAAUGUUUCGCUGUUCGCGAUGGUGAGGAUGGCAACACGGAGGAAGGCAGCGAGUGCGGCGGCGUCAGUGAAGGCGAGCCGCGGAGGACUGAACCUGUGAAAGCCACGCCGAAACGCAAGCCCGCGCCCCGACGCAACCGCAGGCGAUCCUCUUCUAGCCCAGACGAGAAUGAACCACCGAAUAACGAGAGGUCUCCCCCAACUGUCAGAAAAUCGAGUCGUAAAGCUGCGACGAGAAAGAACAAAGCAGUCGUUUCUGAUGAAUCGGAUGAAGACUUUCAACAAAAAGAUGAUGAAGAGGUCUUUAAAAAACCUUCAGUUAAGAAAACAACUCGAAGGAGAAAAUGAAAAUAUGUAUUUACAAGAGCGAACAUGUUUUUGUUGCUGAUAGAGAUAACAAUUAUUUUCAUAAAUAUUUUUAAGUAUAUUUAUUUGGUUUUAUUUGUCUGCUCUACCUAUCGUCUAAACUAUCGGCUGCAACUCGACUCAGUGUCGUCUUGAUGCCAGUUACCUUAGUUCGAAAUGCACAAUUUUUUGAGAAAAAUAUAGCUGAAUAUUAAAAAAUCGAUAAAACGUAAAAGUUAACCUGAAAAUGUUGUGCCAAGCAUGAAGCGGGAAGAUUUCAGUUUUGAAUUUCUUGGAAGCUCUGUACAACUUAUUUUACGCUACUCUGUGGCCGCGCUGACGGCACAUCUGUUUCUAUCUGACAGUUACCGCAGCUGCUUUUGACAUUCUGUUUGUUGCCAAGAUAAUGACAACGACGUCGGAAGCCGGUUUUGAAAUAAGGAAAAACUUAUGUACAGUUGUUAUUAUUCUUUUAAGUAUUUUAAUGAUUCGUUCAAGCUUAGCUACGAUGACUCUUCAUUUCAAAUGUCGUGGGGGACUUUACCCUCGAUCUAAUAUUGAAAGAUAUGGUGUUCCUGAUGAUAAGGUUAGCUGGUCUUCAGAAUACGAAGACUAUAAACCUCCAAAUCAUACCGCAUCAUCCGUACACGGAAAACCGUGGGCAGAUUCGAAUAUUGGAGAGCCUGGCUUCAAGCCGCUUUGGAACAGUGUCGAUGGAAAAGUUAACAGAGUUAGUUAUAUGGGUAAAUAUGCUAUCCAGAAUGGGUUCCCCUUGAAUCCUAUUGGUAGAACUGGCAUAUCAGGUAGAGGUGUACUUGGCAGGUGGGGUCCAAAUCACGCUGCCGACCCCGUUGUUACCCGCUGGAAAAGACUCGAAAGUGGAGAAAUUGAAAAUGAUGGGUCUAGCAAGCCUAUUCUACAAUUUGUCGCGAUAAAAAGACGAGACACUGGAGAAUGGGCACUGCCGGGAGGCAUGGUAGAUCCUGGAGAGAAAAUGAGUGCCACAGCUGUAAGAGAGUUUCAGGAGGAAGCUACUAACUCUUUGCUAAUGGAUGAAG